AUGGACGAAGCUAGUGGAGAAACAGAAACUCAAGAUUUCAUGAACGUCGAAUCUUUCUCUCAGCUUCCAUUCUUCCGCCGUCCUCCCUCCAAAGAUAAGAUCCCUAAACCCAUUCGUCUCUUCGGCCAAGAGUUCACUGGCGGAGAUUACUCCGGCACCACCGUUCAAGAAGACUACUUCCAUUCCUCCGAGAUCAAAGACAAGGACGACGAAGAAGAAGUAAAAAACGAAGAAGAAGACCAAGCCGAAGACAACGGUUAUAAAGACAACAGCAUCAUCAACAGCCGGAGAUUCGAGUGUCACUAUUGCUUUAGAAACUUCCCUACCUCACAAGCCCUAGGUGGACACCAAAACGCUCAUAAACGCGAACGCCAGCUCGCCAAACGCGGUGCUUCCUCUUACUUCCAUCAUCCAGAAACUAGCCUCUACGGUUACCGUCAUUACCCGUCGUGGAACAGCGGUCCAUUACAAGCGUCUAGGUUCUAUGGAGGACAAACCUCUGGUCCAUCAUCGCCGUAUCAAACACGACCGAUCAAUAGGAGUCUGUUAGGUUUAUGGAGUGUACCACCUUCUUCUGGCGCUCAUGGCGUUUAUAACUCAAACGCAGCGUUUACUAGGCAAGAAUUUUCUUCUUCUAACUCGGCUUUACCGUUGUUGGCCGGCUCUCAGCCGCAGCCACCAGCUCAGAACCAAAUGUCGUAUCGGUACGGUUUGAGUCCUAACGUGCAAGAUCAUGUGAGUCUCGAUCUUCAUCUUUAA
This is a messenger RNA of Microthlaspi erraticum, 759 nucleotides long. The record is from the annotation of a GenBank genome assembly. Lineage: Eukaryota; Viridiplantae; Streptophyta; Magnoliopsida; Brassicales; Brassicaceae.